AUGAGCGGCUCGAUAAACAGUUAUUACGCGAUAAAUCGGAUUCUGUUGUUAUCUGUCGGCCUGUGGCCGUAUCAGAGGACCGGUCUCAGACGCGUUCUGAUAACACUUAUAACCAUAGUGCUCAUAUCGAGCAUAGUGUGUCAGUUCACGACCUUCAUCACGACGCAGGUCGACAUGGAUCUUUUUCUCAAGAUCGUAGCGUACAGUAUUCCGUGGCUCUCUUUCACAGUAAAAUACAAUGUUCUUUGCUUGAACAUAGAGAAGAUGCGAAAUCUUAUGGACCGGGUGCGGUAUGACUGGAGCGCGCUGAAUGACGCGCGGGAGAUCGAAAUAAUAAAGAGUUAUUCGGCCAUGGGAAGGUUCAUCACACUGCUGUCCAUACUGCUCAUCUACAUGUCGAUGCUCGGAUUCUUUCUGCUGCAGCUCGUGUUCAAUUUUGUUCUGUACUCGGCAACGGCCGCGAACGAAUCUCGACCGCGAGAACUGCCGGCCGUGACCGAGUACUUUGUGGAUCAGGAGCGAUACUUCGUGCCGAUCAUGUUGCACAUAUUCUGCAUCGUUCUGUGCGGUCUGACCACGAUGCUCGCCACCGAGACGAUUUACAUGUCCUACGCGCAUCACGCGUGCGGACUGUUCCGAAUAGCGAGUUGUCGCAUUGAACAAGCGUUGCACAAGAGCGUGGCGAAGGGUGUGGUGGCGGCAGCCGAGAGAAACUCCGCUACGUGUCGAGGAAUAAUCAGCGCGGUCGACAUACACAGGAAAGCAAUCGAGUUCAUCGAAAUGUCGAAGGCGAAUUUCACGAUCGCGUACUUUCUGGCGCUGCCGAUGACCGUCUUGUCGCUGAGCGUUAAUCUAUAUCGCACGCACAUCUACGUGUACAUACCAUAUCCUCUGUUGCAAUCGCCAUCUGUGCAGCUCUCUCGACUGAUAACGACCGACGAGUAUCACGAGAUAAUCCACAUCUUUCUCUUCGUCAUCGGUCACUUCUGGCACCUUUUCUUCUGCAACUAUCUGGGACAGAAGGUGAUCGAUCAUAGCGGCGAUGUAUUUCACAGAAUAUACAACGUGCGGUGGUACAUGGCACCUUUGAAAGUGCAGAAAUUAUUGCUGCUUGUGAUGCAAAGGAGCACGCGGAAUUGCACAAUCGUGAUUGGUGGCUUGUUCAUUCCGUCGUUAGAAGGAUUCGCCACGCUCGAAAAACAGUUAGAUAGCGUUAGCGUGAACGUAAGAAUGGCUGGAGGAAAAUAUCACUUUCAGUUCACGAGUUUCAUCACGAACGAGUUUAACGUGGACAUUCUUUUGCACGUUCUCGCGUACAGCGUACCAUGGAUGGGAUAUACAUUGAAAUAUAGCGUGUUUUGCUUCAACGUAAAGAAGAUGCGCGACCUCAUGGAACGUGUGCGAUGCGACUGGAACGAGUUCAGUAACGCUCAGGAAAUUGAAAUAAUAAAAAAAUACUCAGCUGUCGGAAAACUCAUGACAACAGGCGUAACUUGUAAGCAACACUUCCGAACAACAAUUUUUCCGAACUCGUAUAAAGACAUUCGUUUUGCCGUAGUGUUCAUGUACACGAGUAUAAGCUGCUUCGUCGUCGUGCAGAUAAUAUCGAAUUAUUUGUACGAUCUCGCAACGACAGCGAACGAAUCCCGUAUACGACGAAUUCCGAUCUUGGCCGAGUAUUUUGUGGAUCAGGAAAAGUAUUACUCUUUCAUUGUGAUGCACCUUUUUCUUCUGGCUCUGAGCGGACUUAGCACGCUGGUGGCCACCGAGACGCUUUUUAUGUCGUACAUGCAACACGCGUGCGGAUUGUUCGAAAUAGCCAAGUUUGUCGAUAUGGCGAUGACAAGUUUUAAGUGGGCGUACAUGAUGCUGUUGCCGUUAGGAGUGAUGUCGUUGAGCAUCAAUCUCUAUCGCUUUUCUUAUCUACUAAAGUCCGAAGAUUACUACGAGUUAAUCAUCUGCUCCAUGAUUAUUCUCGGUCAUUUCAUUUUUAUGCUUUUCUGCAACUAUAUAGGACAGAUAGUGAUCGACCAUAGCGGCAACAUGUUUGACAAAGCAUACGAAACACAAUGGUACAGAGCGUCGUUGAAGGUGCAGAAACUAAUAUGUAUUGUUAUGCAAAGAACGAUGCGACAAUACGUGCUCAUACUUGGUGGUUUGUUCAUUCCGUCGUUAGAGGGAUUUGCCGGGGUAUCAUGA
This is a messenger RNA of Pseudomyrmex gracilis, 2199 nucleotides long. RefSeq lists its product as uncharacterized. The coding region runs from base 1 to 2199 and encodes 732 amino acids. The record is from RefSeq and is a predicted model, not a curated record. The transcript is spliced from 13 exons. Gene Ontology annotation, biological process: sensory perception of smell; detection of chemical stimulus involved in sensory perception of smell. Gene Ontology annotation, molecular function: odorant binding; olfactory receptor activity. Lineage: Eukaryota; Metazoa; Arthropoda; Insecta; Hymenoptera; Formicidae. Gene Ontology annotation, cellular component: plasma membrane.